AUGCCUCGGGGUCGAAAGAGUAAGCUCCGAGCCCGUGAGAAACGCCACCAGGCCCAAAGUGAAACCCAGGGUCUUCACGGUGCUCAGGCCGCUGCAGCAGAGGAAGAGUCCCCUUCCACUUCCUCUCUUGUUUUGGGGGUUACUCCUCCUGGCUCCCCUGCUGCUGGCAUUCCCCAGAAGCCUCAGGGAGCCCCCCACACCCCCACUGCUGCUGUGGGUGUUUCACGCAAGAGAUCUGGUAAAGGUGCCAAGGGUAAAGGUGAGGGAAGAAAAAAUUCCUCCCAGGCCUCAACCUCCACUGAGAGCUCACACCAUGAUCUUCUAACCAGGAAGGCAGGAACGCUGAUGCAGUUCAUGCUGCACAAGUAUAAAAUGAAAGAGCCCAUUAUGAAGGCAGAGAUGCUGAAGGUUGUCCACAAAAGGUACAGAGAGCAAUUCCCUGAGAUCCUCAAGAGAGCCUCUACGCACAUGGAGAUGGUCUUUGGCCUUGACUUGAAGGAAGUCAACCCCAGAAAUCACUCCUAUACCCUUGUCAGCAAGCUAAAUCCCACUGAUGAUGGGAGCCUGAGCGGUUCCCGGGGCUUUCCCAGGAAUGGGCUUCUAAUGCCUCUGCUGGGUGUGAUCUUCUUCAGUGGCAAUUGCGCCUCCGAGAAAGAGAUGUGGGAAUUCCUGAAUAUGAUGGGAGUCUUUGAUGGGAAGAGUCAUUUCAUCUUUGGGGAUGUCAGGAAGCUCAUCACCCAAGAUCUGGUGAAGGAAAGGUACCUGGAGUAUCAGCAGGUACCCAACAGUGAUCCUCCACGCUAUCAGUUCCUGUGGGGUCCAAGAGCCCAUGCUGAAACCAGCAAGAUGAAAGUCCUGGAGUUUUUGGCCCAACUCAUUAAUACCACCCCUAGUGUCUUCCCAUUCCAUUAUGAAGAGGCUUUGAGAGAUGAGAAAGAAAAAGCUUCAGCCAGAGCCGCAGCCAUGCGUGGCACUUCUGCCAAGGCCAGUGCAUGUUCUAGGCCUACACAUCUGACAGCUCCUCCUGCCCCUAGUGACGUGUGA
This is a messenger RNA of Cynocephalus volans (Philippine flying lemur), 1044 nucleotides long. RefSeq names its product melanoma-associated antigen B2-like. The record is from RefSeq and is a predicted model, not a curated record. NCBI's taxonomy places the organism in Eukaryota, Metazoa, Chordata, Mammalia, Dermoptera, Cynocephalidae. The transcript has a single exon. Gene Ontology annotation, cellular component: nucleus. Bases 1 to 1044 code for a protein of 347 amino acids. Gene Ontology annotation, biological process: negative regulation of transcription by RNA polymerase II.